AUGGGUUGCGGCGCAUCUUCCGCAACAUCAGUCUGCUAUGUCCAUCCGAGCUGGACCUCAUCUGGGUCUACCAAAGUGCCGGCGCUUGACCAGGGGGGACAUGUGAACUGCCUCAUUAUUGGUGCCGGGUUUUCGGGCCUGUCUUGUGCCAACGAGAUCUGCAAACACAACAAAGGGCUGUCGGUCCACAUCCUGGAAGCAUCUGACCGGAUUGGAGGCCGAUGCGUCACGGACAAGGAUGGGGUAGACCUCGGCGGGCAGUACGUGGGCUACAAGCAGCACCACGUGCUCCGACUUGCGGAGGAGAUGGGGACCACGGCAUUCAAGAUCUACAAAGAGGGCGAGGCCCGGUUUAUGUUUGGCGGCCCCAGCCAGGCGUGGGAUGACGACCUGCCGCCUUUGCCUGGACAGGGCCAGCAGUACGUGCAGAGGCUGUACACCGAGUUGGACAAGCUUGCGAAGAGCAUCAACUUUGAAGAGCCCGAGCAGACGAAGAUGGAGGCCCUGGACAAGACCACCUUCCGUGACUGGUGCCAGCAGGUGUGCCCAGGAAUGGACCGUGAUGCGGUGAACGCCCGCAACGUACUGGAGAACAUGUUCGAGGGGGGUGCCUGUGCAGACGCCUCGCAGUUCUCCGUUCUGGGAGUGGCGUAUCAGGUACACUCGGAAGGCGGGCUGAGAGCCAUGAUGUCAGGGGGGAUCGAGGACCACAAGAUUGCAGGUGGAAUGGGUGGACUCUGCGAGAGGCUGUGGAAGAGCCUGCCUUCUGACCUUGUCUCGCUGAAGUCCCCCGUGAAGUGCAUCGACUACACAGACACUGGCAGCAAGGGUCCGGUCAAGAUCACCUACCAGCGGGCUGACGGCAGCACGGCCAGCGUGACCGCCGACUACGUCGUGCUGAGCACACCGCCGAAUCAGACGUUGAAGAUCGAGUUCCAGCCACCACUGCCGCAGAUGAAGGCAGAGGGCUGGUCCCAGUGGCCGAUGGGGCAGGUGAUCAAGACCGUGGUCCAGUACAAGACACCAUGGUGGCGCAACAAGGGCCUCAGCGGAGAGGCCUCCUGCGAUGUAGGCCCUGUCACGAACUCCAUGGACGACAACAUCGCUAGCGACACCCUGCCGGCACUGCUGGGGUUCAUCCCCGGGCGCCUGGCGCUGCAAUGGGGCCAGGCGACCUCUGAGGAGCGCAAGAAUGCCGUGCUGCAGCAGUACGCGCAGAUGUACGGGGACCAGAGGGCGAUCACGGAGUGUGUGUGCUACAAGGAGAAGAACUGGGCGGACGAGCCGUACAUUGGCGGCGGCUACGGCUGCGUAGCGCUGCCCGGCGCCACAGUCAAGUACCCGUUCGAUCAGCUGUUUGCCCCGAUCGCCGAUGAGAAGAUCCGCUUUGCGGGCAGUGACUCCAGUGACCACAUGGGCGGGUAUGUGGAUGGAGCGAUCAAGGCGGGGGAGCGUGAGGGACGGAAUGUGCUGGUGUGCCAAGGCCUGCUCCCGAAGUCUGAGUACAACAACUACAAGGACCCUGGCUCCUCCAAGCUGAUCAAGAAGAGCAUCUUCAAACCCGGCUUGGAAUCCAUUGCAGCGCUCCUCUGGGAAUAUCUAUGA
Molecule: messenger RNA, 1605 nt
Organism: Symbiodinium natans
Lineage: Eukaryota; Dinophyceae; Suessiales; Symbiodiniaceae
Source: the annotation of a GenBank genome assembly